Molecule: messenger RNA, 1692 nt
Organism: Prorocentrum cordatum
Lineage: Eukaryota; Dinophyceae; Prorocentrales; Prorocentraceae
Source: the annotation of a GenBank genome assembly
AUGGCCAUGCCCAAGGCGCGGCCGCCGUUCAAGAAGCCCCGGCUCCAGAUCCGGGCGACGCCCAAGCAGCGGCCGUCGUCCAAGAUGCUGCCGCCCGAGCUCUGGCUCCAGUUUCAGCAGACGCCCGAGCUCCAGGGACCCGCGCCUGUGACGCCCCCCAGGCGUUCGCGUCGGGAGGACGGCGCGUGGCGGCGUCGCCGCAUCGGCGGGCCGAAGCAGCCAGCAUGUCCGCCGCCUGCGCACCUCCUCAAGUCCCCCACGGAGGCGAAGUGCGACGGCGACGUCAGUGGCCAGGCGCCGGCAUCGGCGGCGCGGACGGCGAGGCGCUCGGCAGUGCCAGUGCGCUUGUGGCACGGCGGGGCGGCGCAGUGGCAGUGCGCCCGUGGCGCCGACGGCGUCGUCAGGCGGGUGUUACACGAGAUCAUCAUGACCAGCGGGGGGCUCGAGGCAAACUACACCGACGGCCCAAUAUACUGCUUCGAGUGCUGGCACCUGCUCCAGGAGGCCAGGCCCGACGUGGAGGGCAUCAUCAUCGGCCCGCCCGAUGCAAAGGUCCCAGAGGCCGACGUCGUCGAGGGCCCGGAAGAUGGCCAUCAGCUCGUCGAAGAGGAGGCCGACGAAGAGGUCUCAGAGGACGACAUCGUGAAAGAUGAGGACCCACAGGACGACCAUCAGCUCGUCAAAGAGGAGGCCGAGGAAGAGGAGUACGCGAUGGAGGCGGAUGCCGCGGCGUGGGAGCUCAUGAAGGACGACAUCGUGAAAGAUGAGGACCCACAGGACGACCAUCAGCUCGUCAAAGAGGAGGCCGAGGAAGAGGAGUACGCGAUGGAGGCGGAUGCCGCGGCGUGGGAGCUCAUGACGGACGACAUCGUGAAAGAUGAGGACCCACAGGACGACCAUCAGCUCGUCAAAGAGGAGGCCGAGGAAGAGGAGUACGCGAUGGAGGCGGAUGCCGCGGCGUGGGAGCUCGACAGCGCGGAGUCGGAGAACCCGCAGGAGGGGCCUCUGGAGGAGCCGCUUGCGGGCAAUCCGCACUGCAAGCAGCGUAGGGGGUGCGUCGGAUGCGCAUCCUCACCAAUGGUGAGGCACGUCUUCAAGUGGGACGGGUGGCACUGGAUCCCAGGCGACGUCUACUGCACCCCGUGCUGGCAGUCCUUCUGCAGGGAUCAUCGGUUCAGUCGCCUCAUGAUGGCGGCGCCGACCGACGGCGACGAGGUCAGGGGCAGCGCGGCCGCGGAUGUCAACGCGUCCGAGGAGGCUCUACGGGGCCAAGACUACAGCGACGGCAGCUUCCGCGGCAAGGCCGUGGACGGCACGACGAUCUACGAAGACGAAGAAGGGCUCCGAGGGGCCAAGUCCACAGCGACGGCAGCUUCCGCGGCGAGGCCGCGGACGGGCAUGACGAUACGAAGAAGACGAAGAAGGACUCCAAGGGGCCCAGACUACAGCGACGGCAGCUUCCGCGGCGAGGCCGUGGACGGCAUGGCGAUGCGAAGAAGACGAAGAAGGGCUCCAAGGGGCCCAGACUACAGCGACGGCAGCUUUCGCGGCGAUGCCGUGGACGGCAUGACGAUACGAAGAAGACGAAGAAGGGCUCCAAGGGGCCCAGACUACAGCGACGGCAGCUUCCGCGGCGAGGCCGUGGACGGGACCGAUCUACGAAGCAAGUUGCACCGCAUGCGGCGCAGGUGA